AUGGCAUCACAGGAAGAAUUGAACAAGAUGAUAAAGGUGGCAAGCGAUGCCAAGUCAAAGGCUUAUUGCCCUUAUUCACACUUUAGAGUAGGAGCAGCAUUGUUGUGCGAGGAUGGAACAAUCUUUUCUGGAUGCAAUGUUGAGAAUGGAAGUUAUGGACUGACCAUCUGUGCAGAGCGCACUGCAUACACCAAGGCUGUCUCUGAAGGACAUACCAAAUACAAAGCAAUCGUUGUUACAACUGAUGUCGAGGACAGGUUCAUCACACCAUGUGGAGCAUGUCGUCAGUUUGGAAUUGAGUUUGGUAACUUUGAGGUGUAUUGUGUCAAGCCAGACCAGAAGACUAUACAUAAGACCAGCACAAAUGAACUGUUGCCAGGUGGAUUUGGACCAAGUGACUUGGAAGCACCAAGGUCAUCACAGUAA
Molecule: messenger RNA, 426 nt
Organism: Acytostelium subglobosum LB1
Lineage: Eukaryota; Evosea; Eumycetozoa; Acytosteliales; Acytosteliaceae
Exons: 3
Coding region: 1-426 (141 amino acids)
Cellular component (GO): cytosol
Molecular function (GO): cytidine deaminase activity; zinc ion binding
Source: RefSeq, a predicted model, not a curated record